AUGUCUUGGCCUGAAGGGAGUUCCAGCUGGCAAAUGCCAUCGAACUCCGAGUUCAGUCCGAUACCUCCUACUCCUGGACUGACGGAAAAUUCACUUUCAACACCUAUCAACCCUCGUCCAUCCACAUGGUUCUCUAUCACGUUGAGUAAAUAUCCAAACAACCCACCUACCCUCUUGACUCUACUAGGGAAAGAUCACCUUAAUUCUCCCCUCACAAUCCCAAUUCAUCACCAAUCAGUAGAAUUAACAUUGGUUGAAAAAGACUCGUUUGAGAUUUUGACCAAUGUGAGAAAAGCAAAUAUAACUUCCACCUCUUUGAACCCUUUUGGUAUAUGGACAAGGGGCAGUACAGUUAAUAAGGGUUUUGGAUAUGUCAAGAUUUCAGUGGAUAAUGUGAGAGUUGAUGAAAAAUAUUAUGAAGAAGAAGAAGAAGGAGGUGAUGAUGAUGAUGAUGAUGAUGAUGAUGAUGAUGAAGAGGAAUAUGGACCAAAUGUUUCUCAUGUGACAAGUGUUACACUUUCUUUUCCUGAGUUUGUAUUGAAUCAAGAACAAAAUCAAACUUCCACAUCAAAAUUGAAAACAAGAACAAAAGGUAAAGAUAAAGGUAAAGGUAAAGCUCAAACUAACACUUCAUCUACUAAACAGAAACAACCUAAAAAAUUUAGACAAUCUUCUUCAACCUCAACAUACUACCCCAAUCAACAAGAACAAGAACAAGAAGAAGAAGAAGACGAAGAUCCAACAACAACAUUAUCUAAUCUUUUCUCUUCUACAAGUUUGACAAAUCAUUAUAAUCUCAACCCUUCACCACUUUUACAACAUUUAGAUUACUUCUUAUCUCAAGACAAAGAACAUAAAAUGCAAAUUCCAUGGUUUACAAAUAUACAAGAAGAUCCAAAUGGUACUACUAUAUAUCUAUCAGCACCUGAAUCUGAAAUAAUUUUCAAAGGUGAUUUACAAGUUCAAUGUACUUUGAUAGAUCAAACUGAAGUUUGGAGGGAUGGAAGAGGUUUGAUUAAAUUUUUACCAAUGGCAAUUUUUGAAAGAGAUUCUAUGAGAGUUUUAAAGUUUCAUGGAAUAUCUGAUUAUUGUUUGUCAUAUUGA
Tremella mesenterica DSM 1558 is the source of this 1104-nucleotide messenger RNA. RefSeq lists its product as uncharacterized. The transcript has 3 exons. NCBI's taxonomy places the organism in Eukaryota, Fungi, Basidiomycota, Tremellomycetes, Tremellales, Tremellaceae. The record is from RefSeq and is a predicted model, not a curated record. The coding region runs from base 1 to 1104 and encodes 367 amino acids.